GGCUGAGGCCCCGGCGGGGGCGGGCCGGGCGGAGCGGGGCCGGGGCGGGGCCGCUGGCGUUUCCGUUGCUUGGAGCAGUCUGGGUGCAGCUGCCGAGCUCCUCCGCCCGCAUCCCUGCCGUGCCCUGCGCUCCGCCGCUCUCCGGGAGGUUCAGGGCACUCGGGUCCCCACUGUCUGGCCCUGCAUCCCUUUCUCCUGACCUGACGAGUCGCCAUGGAACAGCUUCGCAAAGGCACCGUGAGUGACUUCCCUGGAUUUGAUGAGCGGGCGGAUGCAGAAACUCUUCGGAAGGCCAUGAAAGGCCUGGGAACCGAUGAGGAGAGCAUCCUGACUCUGUUGACAUCCCGCAGUAAUGCUCAGCGCCAGGAAAUCGCUGCGGCUUUUAAAACUCUAUUUGGCAGGGAUCUUCUGGAUGACCUGAAAUCAGAACUAACUGGAAAAUUUGAAAAAUUAAUUGUGGCUCUGAUGAAACCCUCUCGGCUUUAUGAUGCCUAUGAACUGAAGCAUGCCCUUAAGGGAGCUGGGACCAAUGAAAAAGUCCUCACAGAAAUUAUUGCUUCAAGGACACCUGAAGAACUAAGAGCCAUAAAGGAAGUUUAUGAAGAAGAAUAUGGCUCAAGCCUGGAAGAUGCUGUGGUGGGGGAUACUUCAGGGUACUACCAGAGGAUGUUGGUGGUUCUCCUUCAGGCAAAUAGAGACCCUGAUGCUGGAAUUGAUGAGGCUCAAGUCGAACAAGAUGCUCAGGCUCUGUUUCAGGCUGGAGAACUUAAAUGGGGGACAGAUGAAGAAAAGUUUAUCACCAUCUUUGGAACACGAAGCGUGUCUCAUUUGAGAAGGGUGUUUGACAAAUACAUGACUAUAUCAGGAUUUCAAAUUGAGGAAACCAUUGACCGGGAGACUUCUGGCAAUUUGGAGCAACUACUUCUUGCUGUUGUGAAAUCUAUUCGAAGUAUACCUGCCUACCUUGCUGAGACCCUCUACUAUGCUAUGAAGGGAGCUGGGACAGAUGAUCACACCCUCAUCAGAGUCAUGGUGUCCAGGAGCGAGGUUGAUCUGUUUAACAUUAGGAAGGAGUUUCGGAAGAAUUUUGCCACCUCUCUUUAUUCCAUGAUUAAGAGUGAUACAUCUGGGGACUAUAAGAAAGCCCUCCUGCGGCUCUGUGGCGGAGAAGAUGACUAACGUGCCACCAGGAGAGAGUCCCUGCUCUGUGUCUGCUCAGCCCCACUGCCUCCCUUCAGCACGUCUAGCUGCACCUGUAUGCCAGCGCUUAGCACAUCGCCUUAUUCACACUAGUAUGCUAGCGACCAAAGUAUGUGUCGUAGGAGAAAACAGCGGUGCUUCCUGCUGAUCUUCGGUCGGGAUCUUACUAUCUCUUUGGCUGCUGUAGUACCAAAGUGUACUUAUGUUACUAAGUCUAACGUGUGGAUCAUUUGUAUUUUCCUUUAAGAGGUUAGAUUGCUUUUAGCCCUUUUAAAAACAUCUUUUAUAUUAAAUUGAUAACCGUUUUACCUUAAUCGGAACCUUAGCCUUGAAAUUGUGAACUCCUAGAAGCGUUAUUAGUCAAGUUUGCUACUAAACCUGCAGAAUUAUGGUGGUUGUAGUCAAAAGAUUAACAAAAAAUAAACAUUUCCUUCUCCCUGAA
Molecule: messenger RNA, 1642 nt
Organism: Propithecus coquereli (Coquerel's sifaka)
Lineage: Eukaryota; Metazoa; Chordata; Mammalia; Primates; Indriidae
Gene: ANXA5
Product: annexin A5
Exons: 13
Coding region: 214-1179 (321 amino acids)
Biological process (GO): negative regulation of coagulation
Cellular component (GO): cytoplasm
Molecular function (GO): calcium-dependent phospholipid binding; calcium ion binding
Source: RefSeq, a predicted model, not a curated record